AUGACCAUUUACACCGCUUCUACGACCGCUCCGGUCAACAUUGCAACCCUUAAAUACUGGGGCAAGAGGGAUAAAAAGCUAAAUUUGCCAACCAAUUCGUCCAUUUCGGUAACGCUAGCACAGGACGAUCUACGCACCUUGACAUCCGUUGCAACUAGUGAAUCGUUUUCCGAAGACCAAUUGUGGCUCAAUGGCAAGCUGGAGUCUCUAGAAAGUGAAAGAACUCAAAACUGUCUUCAGGACUUGCGGGAUCUUCGCUCUAAGCUCGAACUUUCCGAUAAAAAUGCAAUUCCAAUGUCCAAAUGGAAACUCCACAUUGUCUCUGAAAAUAACUUUCCUACAGCGGCAGGUUUGGCAUCUUCUGCAGCCGGAUUUGCUGCUCUUGUUGCAGCUAUUGCUAAACUGUACGAGCUCCCAGAAUCAGCGUCAGAAAUUUCCAAAAUUGCGCGCAAAGGGUCUGGGUCUGCUUGCAGAUCGCUCUUUGGUGGAUAUGUAGCGUGGGAAAUGGGCACUAAAGCCGAUGGUUCCGAUUCUAAGGCGGUUGAAGUAGCCUCUAGGGAACACUGGCCCGAAAUGAAAGCGGCGAUUCUUGUCGUAAGUGACGCUAAGAAAGAUACGCCUUCUACCAGCGGUAUGCAGCUUACUGUGGCUACUUCGGAUCUUUUCCAGGAGCGUAUCCAAAAUGUGGUACCUAAAAGGUUCGAGCAAAUGAAGCAAGCCAUCGUAAGCAGGGAUUUCCCACUCUUUGCCGAGCUCACCAUGCGCGAUUCCAAUUCGUUUCACGCUACGUGCUUAGACUCGUAUCCACCAAUUUUUUACAUGAACGACACUUCGCGUCAAAUCGUCAAACUAUGCCACCAGAUUAAUGCUUUUUUCAACGAGACAGUUGUGGCAUACACCUUCGAUGCGGGUCCUAAUGCAGUCUUGUAUUACUUACAACACAAUGAAACCAAAUUGAUGGCCUUUAUUUACCAGGUGUUCGGACAAAAUCAGGGCUGGGAACUCAAAUUUUCCGCACAAGAUCUUAGCGCCUUCAAAGAUUAUUUUGCAGACAAUAUUGCUGACGAGUUGGCUUUUGAGAUAGAUGAAAAUCUGCAUAAAAACAUUUCUCGCGUGAUUCUCACCCAGGUGGGUCCCGCUCCACAAAAUACCGAGGAAUGUUUGAUUGACACAACUACCGGAAACCCUAAAUAA
This is a messenger RNA of Lachancea lanzarotensis, 1194 nucleotides long. RefSeq names its product LALA0S02e06546g1_1 (gene MVD1). NCBI's taxonomy places the organism in Eukaryota, Fungi, Ascomycota, Saccharomycetes, Saccharomycetales, Saccharomycetaceae. The coding region runs from base 1 to 1194 and encodes 397 amino acids. Gene Ontology annotation, molecular function: ATP binding; diphosphomevalonate decarboxylase activity. The transcript is spliced from 2 exons. The record is from RefSeq and is a predicted model, not a curated record. Gene Ontology annotation, biological process: isoprenoid biosynthetic process; isopentenyl diphosphate biosynthetic process, mevalonate pathway. Gene Ontology annotation, cellular component: cytosol.